Messenger RNA from Miscanthus lutarioriparius, 411 nucleotides. Lineage: Eukaryota; Viridiplantae; Streptophyta; Magnoliopsida; Poales; Poaceae. The record is from the annotation of a GenBank genome assembly.
AUGGACGCCGCCGAGGCGAGGAGCAGCAGCAGCGCGUCUUCCUCCGCGGAGUUCGAGUUCUGGCCACUCCACCCCAACCCCGCCGCCUCGCCCUCCUGCGUCGACGAGCUCUUCGGCGGCGGGGUGCUCCUCCCGCUCCCCGUUCUCCCACCGAAGCCGACGUCUAGGAAAAGCAGUAGUGGCAUCAGCCAAGGUGUGCUCUUCGCGGAACCGGAGCCGCAGCCGGAGCCGGAGCUAGGGGAGGCGUCCCUUCUUGCGACCGUCGCGCCGCCGGCUCGACUCAGCGAGGCGGAGCACGGCCAGCGGGGCGAGGCGGGCUCGAGGCGAGGAGCGCCCAGAGCGGCGCGGCGUGGCGAGGCGGAUUUGGGGAGGAGUGGAGUGGAGGAGGCGGGCCGCCGCGGAAGGAGUUGA